CGAAUUGAAACCAUGGAGCCACCAAGAUUAGCCGCGUGGCUCUGCAAUUUAUGAACUUUCGAAGACUUUUGUUUCGUUUUUCCGUGUGUGAAUGAAUCUCUCAUACUUCCGCUUUUAAUUCUGACUUUUUUUCAUUAAAUCCAAAAAGUAGCCUUUUGGCCUUCAAUCAAUGACCAGGUCCUCCAUUUUUCUCCAAUCCUCUGUUUCUUCCUCUUCAUCACUUAUAAAUUCCCACUCUAAUUCUACUCCUUCUUCAUCCUCCAACAACCAAAACCAAUUCCCCACAAAGACAAACAAGAAAACACCAAUGAUUCAAUUUCUCAUUUCUGGGUUCUAAUCAAAAUCCUCUGUUUCAGACACGUCGCCGGAAAACAUGGACACCGUGAUGAACAGACCGAAUCUUCAGUUCGGGCUAACGGAUGUUUCAACAGCUCUUUCGAAUCUGAUUCUAACAGGCGGAGGAAACACAUUGGAUUCGAUCUUCUCUCACUGUGAGAAUUUAGCCUCUGGUAACGACAGCAGAGAUUUUCAGCCGGCGAUGGAGUCGUCGGUGUAUCCGUCGGUGUAUCUUCAGCAGCGGGAGGUGCUUCAGAGAUUUUCUCAGGACAGGAAAUCAAAUGGGUCUCGGGAUUUGUUUUCAAGGGCUUACGAAUUGUUGUAUUCGCGAAGUGGCGCCGCCGUGGACGGCAGGGAGAAGAAGAUUUACAGAGGUGUGCGGCAGAGACAUUGGGGGAAAUGGGUAGCAGAGAUUCGGCUGCCGCAGAAUCGGAUGAGGGUAUGGUUAGGGACCUACGAUUCGCCGGAGACAGCCGCCUACGCGUACGACUGCGCCGCCUGUAAGCUCCGUGGGGAAUAUGCGCGGUUGAAUUUUCCGAAUCUUAGGGACUUGAAAACCGAUUUGGGCUCCGGCGAGUUUGCGAGAUUGAGUGAGUUGAAGAAAUUGGUGGAUGCGAAGAUUCAAGCGAUUUUUCAGAAGAUUCGGAAGGGGAAAGCGAAGAAGAGUGUGAAGAAGAAGGAUUCUCAGGGAACCGGCGGCGAUUUGUGUUCGGGUUCAUGUUCUUCUUCGUCGUCCUCGGUGUCUCUGCCGCCGGCAGCAGUGGAGUUGACGGAUGAGUGGAGUUGGGAAAAUGUGCAGCCGCCUGUCACGGCGGAAGAGGGGUUGUGGAACUUUGAGAACUCGGCUCGAGGUGGCUCUAUGGAUUGUGCGACGGCGAUGACGGCGGCAGGAUCAGAAACAGAGUGUUACUCGUUGGCAAAGAUGCCUUCCUUUGACGCAGACCUAAUUUGGGAAGUUCUUGCAAACUAGAGCUUGUUAAUCCCCAUUAGAGCGAAAAAAAAAAAGCAACUUUUUUUGUUAAAUGACAAAUUAAGAUGUUGAAAGUUUUAAUUUAGGAAACAAAAUUUUGGAUUUUAACUUUAACGGGCAUUUUUUUAAA
Molecule: messenger RNA, 1436 nt
Organism: Benincasa hispida (wax gourd)
Lineage: Eukaryota; Viridiplantae; Streptophyta; Magnoliopsida; Cucurbitales; Cucurbitaceae
Source: RefSeq, a predicted model, not a curated record